UGUCUCGAUCUCGUUGACGUUUCUAAAAUAUUUUAGCUGACGUAGACAGAAGUUAGCUUAAUAUUUUUUGCUAGAAUUUUAAGCUGUAAUUGCUAUCAUGUCUAGUAGACCAACCAAGCCGGGUAGAAGUGAAGGGGCCGAUUUUGAAAGGGAACAGUUACUGGACGCUGUGUCUAAUGACAGCGACGAAGAUUUUGUGUUACGUAACAAAGUUGGGGAAAGUUCAUCAGAUAACAAACUACGAGAUGUUAAAUCUCAGGUGGAAGAAGUCACCAAUGUUAUGAAAGAAAAUGUGCAUAAAUUGUUUGCCAGAGGAGACCAGUUAGAUGAUCUUAAUGAGAGGUCUGAAAACCUAAGGAGUGCUUCCGAUGAAUUUCAUUCUGCCUCAUCAAGAUUACGUAAAACUAUGUGGUGGAAAGAAAUGAGAACUCGACUCGCCCUAGGAUCACUGUGCAUCCUGGUUGUGCUGGUUAUGAUAAUAUGGCUAGCAGUCAAGUACCAUUGAUUCAAGAACAAGAAGACUACAUGAUAAAAAGCAUAUAAAAUUUAUCGGAUUAGGCCAGACAUUUCUAUUUUUCUUGUCGUGUUUAAAAGAUUCGUCAGCAGUAUUACCACGUUCAUGAGACCAAUUCAGGGGUGUUGAAGGUCGUGCAAGAUAGUCAGCUGAAUGAAUGAUAGUUUAACGUUCAUAAUAUUACUAAACCAUUUAUCGUUUUGUCAAACCAAGUGAGAUUCAUGUUUAUUCGGAAAAAAUUAAAUUACGCGAUUAAGGAUUGAACACUUCCCAUUGUAUUUCACCUUUCAUGAAGUAUAAAAUGAUGAAUACAGAACUGAUGGUAUUCCAUCCAUGUCCGUG
Molecule: messenger RNA, 856 nt
Organism: Daphnia carinata
Lineage: Eukaryota; Metazoa; Arthropoda; Branchiopoda; Diplostraca; Daphniidae
Product: vesicle-associated membrane protein 8-like
Exons: 6
Coding region: 98-505 (135 amino acids)
Biological process (GO): Golgi ribbon formation; vesicle-mediated transport
Cellular component (GO): membrane
Source: RefSeq, a predicted model, not a curated record